This is a messenger RNA of Somion occarium, 1339 nucleotides long. Lineage: Eukaryota; Fungi; Basidiomycota; Agaricomycetes; Polyporales; Cerrenaceae. The record is from the annotation of a GenBank genome assembly.
AACUCGGCGGUGUUCGACAAAUAUGGCAAACCCCCCACCAACACCCCCCAUGUACCGCGAUCCUUGGGCGAAGAAGGAGGCGUGGAGAAAACACCCGGUCUUCGCGAGGCGCGCAUUGCUGGGAAGCAUGUUUCCAGGUUUCGGCGUAGCUGUUGUCGCAUUUACAACUUACGUUGUCAUCGAUAAUUUCUUUUUGCAACAACAGGAGUCAGAACACAAACACUAGAAUAACUCGUCCAGCUAUUCUCGUGUAUAUAUUGACUUAAUACGAGUUCCUCACAAUCAUCUCCUAUCUCACUGUCUCAGGAAUUUGGCUAUGCACGCAGCUAUUCGUGGCAACGUAUCACAUCUGUCAACGUGCCCUCUUCUGCUCCGCACUCAGCUAAUUGAUUAUUUACCUUUGCUGAUAUACAAAGCCACAAGUCCUUCAUAGAUCCGAAACACUGUCUGCGCCUCAGCUACGCUACAUCUCUGGAUUCCCUUACUUCCGGUUGUGACUUGCCGAUUUUACAAACUACGUUCAAUCACAAGCAAUCGUUCUUAUCUUUGCCGAUGCCUUGCCAGCGUGUCAUCGUGGAACCUGUCAAGGCUUUGUUAUAAUUGAAAUGCUUCAGUCGAUGUUGAAAUGCUGUAGGCACUUCAGUUAUGACGGACAGACUUCACAUCUACAAAUGGCCCAGGCGUCUUGUCGGUACUGCUCAAUUUUUUUUUCCAGAUAUGAAGGCAGUGGCCUUGGAUAUGGCGUAAGCCCGGAGUUCAAACUUCAAUGCCGACAGGAUCAGGCGCACACAGGAGCAGAAGGCAAGCGCGUUUCGAUCCAAGAUGUCUUAUCAACGAUAGUCGGGCUCAUGAGUGUACAAUCUCUUUUUCUUUGCGCUCACGGCUUACCCUGCAUCUCUUCUCUGCGAGACCUCAUGGCACCGGCGACUCCCAGUGUUGCCGUUCAAAACACAGUCUCUUCUACAUACGCGAACCUGCGUAUUUUUUUCCAGGCACUGGACAGCGCACUAAGCCACUGUCAGCUUCAGCAACGAUUUGGACUCUCCGAAUUUAUUCAUGCUUACAUAUACAUCAUGAUUGAUGUGGUUGGAAGAGGAGCCCGGUAUAAAACAUCGUCGUCUAUCUGUCAGCCGUAGACAUCCGCGGAUGUUUAACUAGGCGACGGGUUACUGAAUGAUCUUUACACAGGAUCCAGUGCAGUCAUGGGACCGGUUGUCUUACGAGGCUGCUUUUCAUUCGGCAGAGUCGUCACAGUAGAGCCACUCCCCGCGUGCACCUUCGUUGUCUUGUCCUUCGUGAUAAGAGGCCCGGGUUCAAGCAAACAAGAACUCCAUACCGU